This is a messenger RNA of Dibothriocephalus latus, 1224 nucleotides long. The record is from the annotation of a GenBank genome assembly. Lineage: Eukaryota; Metazoa; Platyhelminthes; Cestoda; Diphyllobothriidea; Diphyllobothriidae.
AUGAUCCACUCCACGAAGCCCGGACUUGUAAAUAAUGUUUGCAGGGAGUACUCCAUACCUGCCUUGAUGAAAAGUGACGCAUACGAACUUACUGUGUGUCUGUUCUCGGGAUACGUGCUCUUUGAAGCAGAAUUCAAACAUUCAGUCAGGCGUUCAUGUACGGGCUCCCUGGGGCGGGAUUUGGGGAAGUGCACUUUCCACUGCGUCCCAGAGUGGAAGGAGCUCGUGUUCGAUAUCGAUUUGACAGACUAUGACGAUGUUAGGUUCUGUUGCGGAUCGCAAAAUCCUAACAGAUCCUCUGCCCUUUGUCCGAGAUGCUGGAUACUGGCUAAAUGCGCUGUCCUGUGCCUAGACCGCGCUCUUCGUGAGGACUUCGGCUUCGAACAUCUACUCUGGGUCUUUUCAGGUCGACGUGGUGUCCAUUGUUGGGUGUGUGACUCAACUGCUCGCUAUCUGGACUCGACAUCACGGACUGCUGUUGCUGAUUACCUUAGUCUGGUGAACGCUGACUCCCGGAAGACCAAGUCCUUCCAGAAGGAUUCCAAUGCAGUCGAGGCUCUACUUCACCCCUCCAUUGACGCAGCCUUCGAAAUUCUGCAGCCUCUUUUCGCUGACUUUGUUAGCGACUCCCGAGGUCAAGGACUGUUAUCCCACCCCGAUCGCAUAAAGCGGAUUCUCAACUUCCUGCCAGCGGAUCUAACCGCGGAGCGCGACAGCCUUGAGGAGAUGUGGUUGAAGGAAACGGAGGAAUCGCACGGGGGUUCGGACAUCUCCCUUAAGCGCUGGAAUACACUGCGCCGAUUUCUCUCCGACAGGGGACGAUUAAACGUCAUUAAGGACAUUGUUAUCAAUACCGUCUACCCCCGCCUGGAUGCUCACGUCACUACCGGUGUAAACCACUUGCUGAAGAGUCCCUUCUGCGUUCAUCCAAAGACCGGCUUCGUGUGCGUACCCUUCGAUCCGCGCAAACUAGAGGACUUUGAUCCGAUGACCGUGCCUAAGCUGGGUGAUAUAAUUGACCAGAUGGCAUCUUCUCGCAGCGAAGACGGCAGUGAGCGUCAUUUGCUGGCCUACAAACACACUGGACUUCGAUCAGCUAUUGAGAUGUUUGAACAAUUUGUCAAUCGUGUUUCGCCCCAGUCUACUGAGGUCGAAGGCAGCGGCGCUAUUAAAGCAGAGGUCACCAAUUUUGUUUCCGUUCAUCCGGUGCUGGCAGAAUCUUAA